AUGUUGGUCGCCAUGACUGCGAUGCUCGUGUCCGUAGCCGAGUUCUCCAACAUCCUGUCCGUGUUGGCCGUGCUCAUGUGCUUCUGUGCCAUGUUCUUGCUGAUCAUGAGGAACAUGACAGUAUUUUGGCUGCACGGCGAAGAACUAAUGUUUGGUGGCAAUGCAGUACAUCCAGUGCAACAAAGGAUACCACAAAUGAAAAUGAUGAAAGUUCACAUACCGUUCACGUUCAAAUUACAUGAAACUUCGAAUUCUUCUUACUCUGAUCUUCGUUGUACGAUCUCAAGUCAAGUUCCGUAUACACUGCAAGCAUUUUGGGGUGUUUCUAUUCGAGAGCUUCACCAUUUCCUUUGGAAGACUUGGAGCUCAUUUCAGACAGCUGUCAAUGAUGACUCAUUACUUAGUGGACACUACCAACACUGCGGAUUGACUUUACACGAAACAAGCCAUACGGAAAAAACCAUCCAGAUGUUUAUGCCAGAGGGCAAGUUGGAUUUAGGUACGCCGCCUCGGCACUGUUACCCAUUGGUUAUAUUUCUCAUAAGAGACAUACCCGAAAACUCUACUUUACAUCCAGAUGAGACGGUUGCAUUAGUGAAUGUCGUACACAUACAGGAUAACGUAUGCACGUUGCCCACCAAUAUUUUGGCGCAAUAUCUUAAACAAGCAAAUGGACAACUGUCGUCAUUAAAGCAACUGUAUUUGGCCACCGGUAACGCACUCGGUUAUCAAGACGAUGCUUGUGAUGACGCAUCGCAGAGGGCCGUCGUUCUAGACAACAACAACAGUAGCAGCAGCUUAAACGCAGGCCAGGAACAGUUGUGCGUCGUGUGCCAGUAUUACCCGUUGUCCAGAGCCCUUUUGCCGUGCCGUCAUACGUGCAUAUGCGCCACAUGUUUCGGUAAACUGGAGACGUGCCCGAUGUGUCGUAGUCCUAUCAAGAGCUACUUUUGCGUGCGCACUGAGGAUUAUUUGGCCGAUUGCGCGCUGGGUUUGGAGAAAACGGGCGCGUCGGCAAAACGGCAGGCGUUCUCCCAGUGGAUUCAAGACAGUAUUACAGACUUUCUCGGCCUACAUUAGGCCUCCCAAUCUCUCUCAGUCCCCUCCCUCUCAUGUUUCCCACCAUCCUUUUCUUCAUCCCUAAUUUUUUUUUAAUUUUUUUUUUUUUUAAUUUAAAUCAAACCGUUAGCGUUAGGCAUUUUUUUUUGUUCAUGUGCGUAUAAAACACACACACAUACACACACAUAUUGAUUAAUCGAUUAAUUAACAAUCCUUCGUCGCCCACUUGGAAUUAACCUCUCAUCGUUUCCAAUGUAUAUUACUUAAUACAUUUAUGCAUGUAUUUAUUGUGAUAUAUUUAUUAUAUAUAAAUAUAUAUAUUCAUAUAAGUGUAAUACAUAAUUUCGUUUGGUAGUAUUACGUUUGGAAAUCGCCUUAAAUGUAUGUUUGUGGACCCCCUCUUUUUAUUUAUUAAAGAAUCAAGCACGUAUGUCAAUAUUUAUACGCUACGCAUAAAUAUUGAUCUGUCUAUGAGGUACAACCGAAAUACCGUGGAUACUUCGAUGGUGUAAAAUACGCAUAAAAUCGACGGAUUUAUGUAGAACAUGAUGAUAGGUUAUUGGUGUUAAACAAUUACUCAUGCAGAUAAAAAUGACAUUGUGUAAAGACGCUAGUCUAGCAAUCUGUGGAGCUAAGUUUUAUAUAUUUAGGAAGAAAAAAAUUUAAGGACGUAUACAUUUAAUAUUUUCUACUUUACGGAAUUAUCAAAAUCAUUUCCCCUCCCCCAUAACAUAUCU
Messenger RNA from Sipha flava (yellow sugarcane aphid), 1796 nucleotides. Its product is annotated as cell growth regulator with RING finger domain protein 1-like. Gene Ontology annotation, biological process: negative regulation of cell growth. Bases 1 to 1080 code for a protein of 359 amino acids. The record is from RefSeq and is a predicted model, not a curated record. The transcript has 6 exons. NCBI's taxonomy places the organism in Eukaryota, Metazoa, Arthropoda, Insecta, Hemiptera, Aphididae.